AUGGACAAUCUGAUCAACAAGGGAAAGUCGAUGCUGUCCGGCAGCGGUGGCAGCCAUGGAACUACAGGGACUACCGGAGGACAAGCCUCGGGACAGCAAGGUGGUCAGGACUAUCUCGACAAGGGUGUCAAUGCUGUGCAGGACAAGCUCGGCAUGGACAAGGACCACAAAUAUGACAAGUACGAGGAGAAGGCUACAGAUUUCGCCAGAGGACAGUACGAGAAGAGCUCUGGCAAGCCUGUCAACCCUAAGAAACCAGAUCUCCAACUAGUGUCGCCCCUGAAGAAGGAGAUCCUCCUCUGA
This is a messenger RNA of Cyphellophora attinorum, 303 nucleotides long. RefSeq lists its product as uncharacterized. NCBI's taxonomy places the organism in Eukaryota, Fungi, Ascomycota, Eurotiomycetes, Chaetothyriales, Cyphellophoraceae. The transcript is spliced from 3 exons. The record is from RefSeq and is a predicted model, not a curated record. The coding region runs from base 1 to 303 and encodes 100 amino acids.